Molecule: messenger RNA, 4277 nt
Organism: Drosophila sulfurigaster albostrigata
Lineage: Eukaryota; Metazoa; Arthropoda; Insecta; Diptera; Drosophilidae
Gene: dia
Product: protein diaphanous
Exons: 5
Coding region: 259-3537 (1092 amino acids)
Biological process (GO): actin cytoskeleton organization; actin filament polymerization
Cellular component (GO): actin filament; cytoplasm
Molecular function (GO): small GTPase binding; microtubule binding; actin binding
Source: RefSeq, a predicted model, not a curated record
UAGUGCAUUUCUUGAACUAACAACAGUUGAACGCAGCGCUUGCGUUGCUAACUAUUUUAUUUUUGUGUUUAUUUAUGGCAAACGGCAGAUAAAAGCAAUAUAUUUACGUGCUAAACUGUAAAAGAGUGUUUGAUGAGCGUAUGUGCUGAGUAGAACCUUUAAAUAUUAAAGUUUGCAUCCAUUAUUUAAUGCGCCAACGAGACAGCAACAAGUGGUGUCACCACGAAAAUAAGCAGCGGAAUACCAAAAAGUAAAAAAAUGUCAAGGCACGAGAAAUCAAAGUCAACGGGCGGAGGCCUGUUGGAAAGUUGGUUCGGUCGACCCUCCAAAUCGAAGGGCAGCGGCAAUUACAACAGCAACAGUCUGCCCCAUGGCGGUCAUCGACCCGCCUCCACGGACAACGAUGGCGGCUUCAGUGUUGAUGAAUUGGAGCGUACAAUCCACGAGCUAAGCGAAGCUCAGGUGAAUGCAAAAUUUCUGGAAAUACUCGAGGAUAUGAACAUACCGAAGGAUAAGCGAGAACCUCUGCUUAGCAAAUCGAUAACGGAGCGCCAGAAGAUGAUAUUCAUGCAUAUGAAAGGCAAGAACCCAGCGGAGCGCAGCGCAAAUUCCCGCUUCGAAAAGCCCAUCGACUACAUCGAGUAUCUGCAGAAUGGCGAACACAGCGAGCACAAGGUUUAUCAGUGCGUGGAGUCGUUGCGCGUGGCGUUGACCAGCAACACAAUCUCCUGGAUCAAGGAAUUCGGCGAGGCGGGCAUCGAACAGAUCGAGAAACUGUUGACGCGUGCGAAAAAGGAUCGCAGCUAUGAGCGCAUCGAGUUCGAGGCCAUACGCUGCCUCAAGGCGAUCAUGAACAACACAUGGGGACUGAAUGUGGUGCUGACACCAGAUCAGCACAGUGUGGUGUUGCUCCUGGCCCAAUCCCUCGAUCCGCGCAAGCCACAAACGAUGUGCGAAGCGAUCAAGCUGCUAGCCUCCUUUUGUCUGGUGUACGAACGCAAUGGCUACGAGAAAGUGCUGCGUGCUAUCACGACGGUGGCGGCAGCGUCGUACAAGUCGAGUGAACGCUUCAGACCGAUUGUGGAUGCACUGUUCAUAUCGGAUAAGCUCGAUCCAAAGCGCGAGUUGGUCUGCCACAGUUUAAUCUUUAUCAAUACGCUAACGAAUCCGCCAACGGAUCUCAAUUUCCGUCUGCAUCUGCGUUGUGAGAUUAUGCGCAUGGGACUGUACGAUAGAUUGGAUGAGUUCACGGAUAUUGUGAAUGGCAGCAAUAAUGAGGAUCUGCAGAAGCAUUUCAAGAUCUUCAAGGACAUACGCGACGAUGACUUUGAGGAGUUUGUGCAAAACUUUGAUAAUGUCACCUUUAACAUGGACGAUCCCAAGGAUUGCUUCGAUGUGCUGCACAAUCUCGUAAUGGACACCACAUCCGAACCAUACUUCCUCUCGAUUCUACAGCAUUUGCUGUACAUACGAGAUGAUUACUACUUUCGUCCCGCCUACUAUCAGCUGAUUGAGGAGUGCAUAGCACAGAUUGUCUUCCACAAAGGCUAUUGUGAUCCGAACUUUGAGAAUCGCAAUUUCAACAUCGACACUUCGGUGCUGCUCGACGACAUUGUGGAGAAAGCCAAGGCCAAAGAGACGCAACGUGCCGAGGAGUACGAGAAGAAGAUUGAGGCGUUGGAGAGCGCCAAACAGGAGGCGGAAGCAAAGGCCGCCCAUCUCGAGGAGAAGGUCAAGCUAAUGGAGGCAAACGGUGUGGCAGCGCCAUCACCCAAUAAACUACCCAAACUCAAUAUACCAAUGCCACCACCACCACCAGGCGGAGGCCCUGCGCCACCACCUCCACCGCCCAUGCCCGGAAUGGCGGGUCCAAGACCACCGCCACCGCCACCAAUGCCCGGCAUGGGUGGACCACGUCCACCACCGCCACCUCCAAUGCCUGGCAUGGGUGGGCCACCGCCGCCGCCAAUGCCGGGCAUGAUGCGGCCAGGCGGUCCGCCGCCACCGCCCAUGAUGAUGCCCAUGAUGCCAAUGGUGCCGGUGCUGCCUCAUGGCCUCAAGCCCAAGAAGAAGUGGGACACCAAGAAUCCAAUGAAACGUGCCAAUUGGAAAGCGAUUGCGCCAGCCAAGAUGUCCGAGAAUGCGUUCUGGGUGAAGUGUCAAGAAGAUAAGCUUGCCUCUGAUGAUUUCCUUGAAGAGCUGGCCCUUAAAUUCUCAUCGAAACCCGUGAAGAAGGAGCAAAAAGAUUCGGUGGAUAAACCGGCAGCGGUGGCCAAGAAGAGCAUUGAUCUACGAGUGCUUGAUGGCAAGUCAGCACAGAAUCUGGCCAUUCUACUGGGUGGCUCGCUGAAGCAUCUGUCGUAUGAGCAAAUCAAGAUUUGUCUGCUUCGCUGUGAUACCGCCAUACUGUCCUCCAACAUACUGCAGAAUCUGAUACAAUAUCUUCCACCGCCCGAGCAGCUGAAGCGUCUGCAGGAGAUCAAGACAAAGGGCGAACCAUUGCCGCCAAUUGAACAGUUUGCAGCGACCAUAGGUGAAAUCAAACGCUUGUCGCCGCGCCUGCACAAUCUCAACUUUAAGCUGACGUACGCGGACAUGGUGCAGGAUAUCAAGCCGGAUAUUGUAGCGGGCACAGCGGCCUGCGAGGAGAUACGUAAUAGCAAGAAAUUCUCCAAUAUAUUGGAGAUCAUUCUGCUGCUAGGCAACUACAUGAACACUGGCUCCAAAAAUGAGGCGGCGUUUGGCUUUGAGAUAUCGUACUUGACGAAGCUGACCAACACCAAGGACACGGAUAACAAGCAAACCUUGCUGCAUUAUUUGGUCGAGUUGGUGGAGAAGAAAUUCCCCGAUUCACUCAAUUUCUAUGACGAUUUAUCGCAUGUGGACAAGGCGUCGCGUGUUAAUAUGGAUGCCAUACAAAAGGCCAUGCGGCAAAUGAAUUCGGCGGUCAAGAAUCUGGAAACGGAUCUGCAAAACAACAAGGUGCCGCAAUGCGAUGAUGAUAAAUUCAGCGAGGUGAUGGGCAAGUUUGCCGUCGACUGUCGCCAGCAGGUGGAUGUUUUGGGCAAAAUGCAGGUGCAAAUGGAGAAGUUGUUCAAGGACUUAAGCGAGUACUAUGCUUUUGAUCCAAGUAAAUACACCAUGGAGGAGUUCUUUGCGGAUAUCAAGACCUUCAAGGAUGCCUUCAAAUCGGCGUACAACGACAAUGUACGCGUGCGCGAAGAGCUGGAGAAGAAGUUACGCAUGCAAGAGGCACGCGAGCAAUCGCAGCGUGAGCAAAUGGAGCGACAACAACGCAAAAUGGCUGUGGUCGACAUGGAUGCCGCACAGGCACAGGAAGGUGUUAUGGACAGUCUGCUGGAGGCGUUGCAAACGGGCUCCGCCUUCGGUCAACGAACACGACAGCCGCGUCGCCAACGACCCGCUGGUGCCGAAAGACGCGCCCAAUUGAGUCGCAGUCGAUCGCGAACGAGGGUGAACAAUGGCCAGCUAAUGACACGAGAAAUGAUACUAAACGAGGUGCUUGGUUCGGCGUAGUGUGUGGGGCAAGUUCUCUCCUGUGUUGUAUAUAUAUAUAAAUAUCUAGAUAGAUAUCCUUUAAGUGCUUAGACAUUAGCAAUGGUAACUGUAGCCUUGUUUAUACACUACUCUAUAGUCUACGAGUAUCAAAUCGUCAACUGCAACUAACUGAAGCUACUUCGAGACACUGAGACAAUCAUGGAUACUGACUAUGCCACAUGAGCGCCAAUUAUCACUAGGCAAAUAUCCGACAAAUGAAUGAUUUAUACAAGUAUAUAUUUUUGAUAAACUUUUUUGAAGAAUGAAUGUUCAAAAUACGCUACUCUUAGACAGCUCUUUAGAUUGCUUUAAUUUUUGUUGCAUGUCACUUCGUUUUCGGAGCACCAAAUGAACGAGAUCUUAAAGAUAGAAUUCCUUUUGUAUUUAAUUUGAUUUUAAGCCACAUUUUAAUUUAACCAAUUGCUGCGUUCUCUCAUUUUUAACUUGUUUUCCUACUACUGUAAUACUUAUAACGAUUUGUUAAUUUAUCUAUUUUCGGACAAUGACCAAUGUAUUUAAAUAAUUUUUUUAUUAUACUUGAGCAAUUAAACUAAUUAUUUGAAAAUCAAAACUGCAUAGCUAUGUAAUUUUAUUUUUGGAAUAAAAUUCCCGAAGCUAAUGAUGAAAAUUGUGAAAAUAAAUUUAAAUAAUAUAUAAUUGAGAAUUUUUCCUUUUUUUCCAUGAUGAGAAGAUAAGGAAAUCAAAUAAAGCGAAAUGUA